AUGCUCGAACCUAUCGAUUCCGCCUUCUCCCCGUCUCGCUCUCUCUUCAAGCGCUGCGUACCCUGUGGAAACUCCUCCCCCACCUGCCCAUCAUGCCCUGAUGGCUCAAUUUGUACCAUGACCACCCAGACCUGUGAACAGUGCGCCACCACAAAGUGUAUUUCAACAGGGACCGGUGGUUCCCAGCCAUCCUCUGGUGGCAGCGAUUCCGGUGCCAUUGCGGGUGGUGUCAUUGGGGGUGUGGCAGCGAUUGCCCUCAUUGUAUUCUUGGUGUGGUGGUUCGUUAUCCGGAAGAAGCGCCAGGAGCGCCAGGAGGCAGAGAAGAACAACGAAUUCUCGGCUGCUCGCAGUGAACGACAGUCUAUCGCCUCCACGGUCCUAACCCGUGCCUCCAACGUGAUUCAAAUCGCCUAUAUCCCCGGUGUCACCAACCGUUCUCCGCCAGAAACCCCGGCGUCUCUCGUUCCCCCCGUUCCCCCUCUUCCUGGUGCCACUCCCGACCAACACUUCUUUAUGCCAGGCGAUCUCCGUGAUUCGUCCUGGACGACCACCACCGGUCACCAGAGCAUCUCUCCCACAUUGCGUAGCAGUGUGGCAACGACAAUCUACCGCAACGAUGCCAUUGUCAGCGCCGUUCCUGCGCAGCAGAUUCAACGCUCUCGGGCCGCCGUGGUUAGCAUUCACAAUGGAGGAGCUGGGGGCAACACACCCGGCGAAGAUUCCCCAGUCGCGGUCACGGUGACCCCCGCAGAUGCACCUGCCGUACCUGCCAUCACCCCAGCGCAACUCGCCCGGGCGGAAGCCGUCAAGGGCAACAGCUCAUGCGUGGCUCGCAGUGUGACAGCCAAACCAGUAAUGGUGCGUGGUCCUUCACUGAAGAAAAAGGAAAACAAGAACCCGCCUGCCACCGACCGUAUCGAAGAAGUGUCCGAGCCAAACACUAGCAAGAACACGAGCCGGGCACCAUCUGCCACGGACAGCCAGCAGAUCAACCACAACAUUUCCACAUUUGAUGCCUCCUCAGAUGAAGAGGAUGAUACGCCAAGGUCAGCCAACUUGGACACAGACUCUGCACAUCGCCAGUCGGCACGUCGAACCUCUGGCUUAAGUGAUGGGCGGAGCUCCACCGGGACACCACCUGCCCGGGUGGAGAGUCCAUUCUCCGAUGCGAAUGAGGUCAAAUAA
This is a messenger RNA of Penicillium canescens, 1185 nucleotides long. RefSeq lists its product as uncharacterized. The coding region runs from base 1 to 1185 and encodes 394 amino acids. Lineage: Eukaryota; Fungi; Ascomycota; Eurotiomycetes; Eurotiales; Aspergillaceae. The record is from RefSeq and is a predicted model, not a curated record. The transcript has a single exon.